This is a messenger RNA of Aspergillus aculeatinus CBS 121060, 1263 nucleotides long. RefSeq lists its product as uncharacterized. The coding region runs from base 1 to 1263 and encodes 420 amino acids. Lineage: Eukaryota; Fungi; Ascomycota; Eurotiomycetes; Eurotiales; Aspergillaceae. The transcript is spliced from 8 exons. The record is from RefSeq and is a predicted model, not a curated record.
AUGUCUCUGAACAACCCACCCCCGCGAUACAGCGCCGAUAGAUCCCCGCCAUCCUACAAUGAUCUCAUAGAACGCUACAAAGCCGCCGUCGGGGACAAUCCCACCCCGGAAAAGUAUCUAGAAGUAGCUGGAACCUUUAACGAUGCGGAAAUCGACAUCCUAGCCGAUAGCACAGGGGAGGGGUUUCCUCCAGUCGACAGCGAGGAGGACCUCGACGCCCUGAAGCACACCAUGGCCCGCCAGCUGCAGAGCGAGCUUCUCAAGACCACGGCGAGGGAUAGCGCCACCAAGGCCACCGAAGCUGCAUUGCGUAUCCGCGCAACCUUUCGAAGAAUCCAUGCGAAGAUCGUCGAGUUGGAUCGGAUUGAGGAGUCUGGGUUUGAGGAAGAGAUGAGGGGUUUCAUUGUGGAAUACGACCGGAUUCUGGGGGUGGUGAGCCGGGUCGCGAUCGAGAUGAAGGGAAUGGGCAGCCACUUUGAUACACUCCUCAUCCCAAGCUGCUACAACGACAAAAUCAGCAAGGAGACCAAAGUCCGAUUGGACACAGCGCGGCACGAGAAAGCCGCGGGGGAAGCACAAAACGAUCUCCGGGACUUGAAGACCAACUUCAACACAUAUGUCGCCAGGUUCGACACCUGGGGAGAGAAGAAAGAAGGGGAACUCCUUGCGGAGAUCCGACAACUGCAGGCAGAUAUCCAAGGCUAUCGGAACGAGAUCCUGCAGACUGAGAAGGAGAUCGAAGAGCUGCAGUUCGUGAUGAGGUUGAUUGGUAGUCUAUCGCUGUUUGGCUUACUCUUCGGUGGGUGGGCUGCCAUCAUCAUCGGGCUUGUGGGCGUGAUCGGUGUUGCGGCCACGGCUAUAGCCAUCUCGGCCAAGCAGGAGAAACUCAUCCGAUUGCAAAACGAAAUUCUUCGCGCUGAGGGCCAGAUCACCGAUAAAGAGAGUCAGAUCAGGAUCAUCCAGGAAGCCAGGUCGAAAUUGACUACCUUUCGGGAUUCGAACUUACAGACAAUCUCCGAGGACGUCCUUCUAGUGGACAGUUUUUGGCAACGAUUGAGGGCGGACAGCUUCGCGCUACUUGACUACGUGGAGGAUGGCACAGCGCUCGAAUAUGUUGAUGAUGUUAUCGAUUAUGGUAUCACAACUUAUCAGGAUUUGGGGGAAUAUUUAGGAGAUUACGGUAGAUCGAUUAGCAUGGUUAUGACGGCGGAGGAGGAGGAGGAGGAGGAGGAGGAGGAGGAGGAGGAGGAGAAAUCGGACUAA